Prunus persica (peach) is the source of this 869-nucleotide messenger RNA. RefSeq lists its product as uncharacterized. The transcript has 4 exons. Lineage: Eukaryota; Viridiplantae; Streptophyta; Magnoliopsida; Rosales; Rosaceae. Bases 15 to 650 code for a protein of 211 amino acids. Gene Ontology annotation, biological process: aromatic amino acid biosynthetic process. The record is from RefSeq and is a predicted model, not a curated record. Gene Ontology annotation, molecular function: oxidoreductase activity; 3-dehydroquinate synthase activity.
GGUCAUCAGAGUCGAUGAACAUUACAAAACAUGUGCUCAUCGUCAUGGAUGGGAUGAAAGAGUUCACGACGGAGCCGCUUGAAUGGGCCCUUGAGAAUGUAAUCAACGCUGGCUCUACUGUCACUCUUCUUGGUGUCAUGCCAUGGCUUAAUAUUCCCCUCUCUUCCAAGACAUGGCUGGAUGUUUGGCCGGUGGGACUAGAAGAAUUGUCAUUUGUCAAAGAGAAAAAUGAGUGGAAAAGCGACCUCAAAUAUCUAAAGCUUCAAAAAGUGGUGGACCUUUGCAACAAAUAUGGGGUUUUUCCCCAGAAGAAAGUUAUAAUGGGUUAUCCCUCACGGCUGCUGGUUGUUGAGCAAAUUACAACCCUUCAUGCGACAUGGGUGGUCUUCGAUAGGCAUCAAAAGAAUGAUAGAAAAUUUUACGCCGGGAAGCUUCCAUGUAACAUGGUGAUGAUGAACGAAGAGGGGGAAGUUGAUAUGAUAAAGGGACGGCCCAUGAUAGAUAGUGACAGCGCCGUUGGAGAGUCACCGGCCUCUUUGCUACCGACUCCGCAGCUGAUGAUCUGUGACCACUUGAAGGGAAUUCUUAAGAAACGAGCACAAGAUCUUCAUCAAGACCCCGAGGAUCAAGAUCGGAAGGACGUGCCAUGAUCUUGAUCAACAAGGGAAGGAAUGCAGAAACAAAGAAAGAUAUUGGCAGAAGAGGAGAGGCUGAUGAGCUUAUAUAGAGAUGCAAUAACUCCUUGGGGGAGUAACUUGGCCAUGGGUUUUAUUUGUUUUCACUUGAGUCAAGCUAUCAAAUUAAUCAACUUUUGUUUGGCAAGUGUGUAUUCUCCCAAGAUUUUCUGAUGUAAUAUGAAUUUGCUCUCC